CUACCAACAAAAAAACAAGAUGCAUUUUAUUCUUGGAAUGUAACCAUGGAAAAAAAAAAAAAAAAAAAGGAAAGAGAAUGAAAGGAUGAAAGCGAGGAGGACCUAACGGAAGGGGGCGAGCAAGAAAAGGAAAACAAAGACUUGAAUGCAAGGACAAAAAGAAAUGACUUGAAGCGCCAAAAACAAAAACUAUGGUGAUUGUAAAGCGGUUCGGUAGUAUAAGGGUAGAAGUAAAGUUACAAGUAAGGUAUCAUGGGAGGCAUAGGGGGCAUGGGAGGCAAAGGUGGAAGAGGAACCAUAGGGCUCAUGGGAGGCAUGGGAAUCAAGGGAGGCAUAGGAGGCAUGGCAGGCAUGGGAGGCAUGGGACUGAUGGGAGUUACAGGAGGCAAUGGCAAGGAAGGUACGGGUGGAAUGGGAAGGACAGGACGAGCAGGUUCUGGGUUCCAGAUAGGCAGCCAAAUAGUAGGUGGGAUAGGUACAGGAACAUUAGGGGUAACGGGUGGGACAGGUUGGAGGGGUGGAAGAGGCAUCGGUACCAGACCCAAUUGCUGUUCGUGAACGACGUCCUUGUUGCCUGCUUCCUGAGCGAUAUCAGCAGCCGAAACGAGUUGAAGGAGGCUAGCGAAGAGACCCAGGAAGAUGAUAGAGAUAGAGCUUUUCAUGUUUGUGUUGUUUUGCGUUGUGUUGUGUUGUGUUGUGUUGUGACGUUUUGUAAAGAAAACUCGAUUUUGUUUCAACAAGCUAGCAUUUAAAUAAUGGAAGGGUCCAACUUGUGCCUCAUCUGACUCUUUGAAAAAUCCAACUUUUCGAAAGUUUUGAACAAACGCUGUAGAGUCGAUAUUUAUCACGAAAAAGAAAAAGGCGAUC
Mycotypha africana is the source of this 867-nucleotide messenger RNA. RefSeq lists its product as uncharacterized. The transcript has a single exon. Bases 192 to 752 code for a protein of 186 amino acids. Lineage: Eukaryota; Fungi; Mucoromycota; Mucoromycetes; Mucorales; Mycotyphaceae. The record is from RefSeq and is a predicted model, not a curated record.